Sesamum indicum (sesame) is the source of this 1610-nucleotide messenger RNA. Its product is annotated as stemmadenine O-acetyltransferase-like. The record is from RefSeq and is a predicted model, not a curated record. Lineage: Eukaryota; Viridiplantae; Streptophyta; Magnoliopsida; Lamiales; Pedaliaceae.
ACUCAAUCUCUAAGGUUAUGAAAUCUCUACUUCACGACCUGAACUAAGUCUUAUUGGCUGGAUUACCUUCUUUCAUACCAGAGACACUAAUUCGACUUAUACAAAUACUGUUUGAAAAUCUGUGAAGAACAACCAAACAUGGAAGCUCCUCUACAAGUAAUCUCCAAAGAGAUCAUCAAACCCUCAUCUCAAACUCCCCACCACCUCAGAAAGCUGAAACUUUCAUACUUAGAUCAAUUAGCACCCCCUGUCUAUGUUCCCCUCAUCUUCUUCUACGAAGCCGAUGAAUCAAGAGGCCUCACUACCUCUAACCAUCUCCAGCUAUCUCAACGCCUCAAACAAUCCCUAUCAAACACUUUAACCUCAUUCUACCCACUGGCAGGAAGGAUUCAAGAUAGCUCGCUCAUUGACUGCAAUGACGCCGGUGCUGAGUUCAUUGAAGCUCGAGUUCAAGCUCAGCUCAAGGAUGCUCUACAAGAGCCCAUCAUUCAGCAGUUGAAGUACCUUCCAGCAGACGCUACCGCGGGCAGCCUACUUGGGGUGGCUCUUAUCGUCGUGAAAAUCACUUUCUUUGACUGUGGAGGAAUCGCUGUCGGAGUUUGUGUAUCGCAUAAAUUAGCCGACUGCGUGUCUAUAAUGGCGUUCAUGAAUGCCUGGGCAGCCUCGUGCCGAGGGGAAGCUGAGUUUUCUCAACUGGUCAGUUUUGACCUGGUUACGUACUUCCCGUCCAGGGACUUCCCGGGCUCUGAUUCAAACUUGCCAUUUCCCUCAUCGAAAGAGAACCUAGUGACGAAGAGGUUUGUGUUUGAUAAGGAAAAAUUGGCAGCUCUUAAAGAAGCUGCUACUUCCCCCUCUGUGAAGGAUCCAACCAGAGUGGAAGUCGUCUCAGCUUUUAUCUGGAAACAUUUCAUAGAUGUGGCCAAAUUUGAAAACCCGGUGGGAAAAAGGACUUUUCUUGCAUCGCAUCCGGUCAAUCUGAGGCCAAGAACAAGCCCACAUCUGCAUUUGGAGAACAUUUUCGGCAACUGCAUCAUGCCAGCAAUGGCGACCUCGAAUCUGGAGGAUGUUGAGGACUUUCAUGAGUUGGUGAGUCGACUGAGAAGCGGGUUCAGAAGGAUCGACCGGGAUUACAUCGGGGAAGCGCAGAAUGGAGACAGUUAUUUGAACGAUAUCAUGAAUCUAAAUUGUCUGCUUGUGGAGGGAGGGUUAGAGAUAUAUUCCUGCAGCAGUUGGUGUGGGUUUGCUGUGUAUGAAAUUGAUUACGGGUGGGGAAAACCAGUUUCAUUCUGCACUUCAUCCUUACCCUUGAGAAAUAGCUCAAUUUUGGUGAAGAGUAGAUCAGGAGAUGGGGUGGAAGCAUUCGUUACCUUGCCUGAAGACAACGUAGAAAUUCUUGAAAGCCAAAUAAAACUCCUCAACAUUAAAGAAUCUGGUUCUUAUGAUAGGAUUUGGCAUGAUGAGAUUUGAUGGUAUGAGAAAUGAGACCAUAACUAAUCCCAUAAUCCAUUGAACGGUAUUUAGUUUGACGUAAUGUAUGUUUGGUAUCUUAUGUAAUAAUAUUAUAUCGUAUCUGGUUGAAGAAAUAACAAAAAUAUGAUUAAAUGUAAAAA